UACAAGAGCGACAUGUGGAGCCUCGGCAUCGUCCUCUACGAGAUGUGCACGCUCAAGUGCCCCUUCGACGCCUCCAACCUCCAUGGCCUCGUCCUCAAGAUCAUCCGAGGCGUCUACCAGCCCAUCUCGCCGCACUUCUCUCCUCCUCUCAAGGCCCUGGUCGCGAGCUUGCUGCAGAAGGAUCCGCGGAAGAGGCCGAGCAUCAACGAGGUGCUUGCUCUGCCUUACUGCGUCGCCCGCAUCUCCAAGUUCCUC
Molecule: messenger RNA, 255 nt
Organism: Guillardia theta CCMP2712
Lineage: Eukaryota; Cryptophyceae; Pyrenomonadales; Geminigeraceae
Exons: 1
Biological process (GO): protein phosphorylation
Molecular function (GO): protein kinase activity; ATP binding
Source: RefSeq, a predicted model, not a curated record